Molecule: messenger RNA, 5791 nt
Organism: Protopterus annectens (West African lungfish)
Lineage: Eukaryota; Metazoa; Chordata; Ceratodontiformes; Protopteridae
Gene: HYCC1
Product: family with sequence similarity 126 member A
Exons: 12
Coding region: 275-1834 (519 amino acids)
Biological process (GO): protein localization to plasma membrane; phosphatidylinositol phosphate biosynthetic process
Cellular component (GO): plasma membrane
Source: RefSeq, a predicted model, not a curated record
UUCUGUUGGGUAGCGGCGCAUUUUGUUUCCGUGUUUGAAGGAUUGGUUUUUGCACAAUAAAAUGUUUAAAACUGAUGGGAAGUUAAAAAUGAAUCUUACAUGGACUUUGUAGUUGUCAGAAAAGUUUUCCAGCGCUUGUGCUAGCUCCUUGGCUGAUGGUGCUAAGACAAGAGAUUCAAACAGAACUGCAUCUUUUAAAGCACCAGAAGAGUAAACAUAAACCCACUCUGCGUAAUCUGUAUGAAUUUCCAAAGGUUUAACACACAAGCCUCAGAUGAGGAAGAUGCUGGCUCUGGAUGAAGGGGUGGUGGAGGAGUGGCUAUCAGAAUAUAAGAUUCUGCCAGAGACUUCUAUAUCCAGUUAUGCUGCAAGUUUAAAAGACAAAAAUUCAUUGGUUUCAGAACUCUUCAGUGUAAUUCAUCAGCUUCAUACUGAGUUUUUAGAACCUGUCUGCCAUCAGCUGUUUGAAUUGUAUCGCAGUGGAGAGAGUCGAUUGCAAAGAUUCACACUUCAGUUUCUUCCUGAACUUAUUUGGUGCUACCUGAAUAUAAUAAGUUGCAGAGAUCUACAGAGCAGUGGCUGCAUCGAAGCUCUUCUUCUGGGAAUAUACAAUCUAGAAAUUGUCACCAAAGAUGGCCAGAACAAGGUGCUAUCAUUUACAAUUCCGUCUUUGUCCAAACCUUCAGUGUUCCAUGAACCUUCCAGCAUUGGUUCAGUGGCGCUUACAGAGGCUGCAUUGUCCCAGCAUGGGUUGACUAGAGUUGUGUACAGUGGGCCUCAUGCACAAAGGGAAACUUUUACUGCCCAAAACAGGUUUGAAGUACUUUCCGUCUUGCUGCAUUGUUACAAUAGUGCCUUAAGUUUCAUGCCUAGUGCAUCUCUCCAGUCGUUAUGCCAUCUUUGUUCCAGGAGCUGUGUCUAUGGAUAUAAUCGUCAACAUGUAAGAAAAUACAAAGGUGUCAACAACAGAAUUCCUCUGUCAUCUGAUUUUAUGGUUCAGUUGUUAACAGGCAUUUAUUAUGCUAUUUACAAUGGAGAGUGGGAUCUUGCUCGUAAAGCACUGGAUGAUGUAAUAUACAGAGCUCAGCUGGAGUUGUAUCCUGAACCAUUACUGGUUGCAAAUGCAAUAAAGGCUUCUUUACCUCAACGUGCCUUGAAGUCUGUAAAAGAAGGCACUAAAUGUAUCCAGGUGGAGAUCACUCCAACUUCAUCUAGAAUAUCGAGAAAUGCUGUGACUAGUAUGUCGAUACGUGGGCACAGAUGGAAAGGGCAUGAUAAUCCCUCCUGUGAGCUUCCGGAUGAACUGAUGGAAAUCGCUGAAGUUGAUGAAGGAUUUUGCUCUCGAACUGCAUCUAACACUAGCCAGCCUGCCAUGCUGAUUAGUAACAGUAAUAAGACUCAGACUGGCAAGAAUCAGAGACGCUCUGGAGGUGGCAAGGCUGCACGAGAGAAUGUUACUGAAUCCAGCCGAGAACAGCUUCGCAAACCAAGCCCACGUGCUACAAGUGAAAAUCUGGAACUUUUGUCUUUGAAGCGAUUAACCUUAACUACCAGCCAUUCACUGCCAAAACCAGGUAGCCAAAACCUAGCCAAAACUGCCACUACCAUUUUUAGCAAGUCUUUUGAACAGGUAACUAGUGUAUUUGCCCCAAACAGUUCAGCAAAUUCAGGCACUGGAUUAGAAGUGGAAACAAACAGGUUUUCAGCUUGUAGUCUGCAGGAAGAGAAUCUUCUCUACGUAUCAGAAAGAACAGAACUUCUUAAGCCUAAUCCUCGUCUGCAAAGCCAGCAAUGCUCUCCUAACAUAAGCAUAACUCUUUCAACAGAUAUUUAAGUCUGUACCUUGAAAACCACAAGGAAUGACAAGGGUCACUGUUACCGUAGUUUACUCAGUGGUUUUUCACUGCAGCAGUAUACUGGCAAUUGUAGUUCGCUGUUAAGUAGACAGCGUGUUACUGUUCUUUAGGAGUGGUCUUGGAAAGUUUAAGAUGAUUAUAUUAAAGCUGCAUUGACCCCUGUGUUCCUACGUAGAUCAUGACAUGGAUUGGUUCUCACAGCUUGCUGUCCCAAAAGUGUUAGAAAAGAAUGAUUCACUACCAACCUGCAAGCAGCCACCAUCAUAGCACUCUCUUGCACAUUAUUUCAAAAAAAGAAUGGGCCUGGCAGAGUAUUCCCUGAUUUUAUAUGUGUAGGUGUUUAUUCUAACUUCCAUGCUUAUAGAGAGUUUUUAUUAAAGCCAGCCACACCAUUAUUCUUGAUUGUAGUGAUAUAUUUUUUAGCUGUUUUGGAAAUAAAUAAUGGGUAAUUGUUUUUAUUAAAGAAACGGGCCCACUGGGAAAUUUAGAUUCUGAUUUCUGUAUCUCAGCUACAAACUCUCAGAAAUUAAUAUGUAAAGUGUCCUGUAGAAUGUCAGUCUAAUUAUUUUCAAGAUUAACAUGCCUUCACAACUUUUAUAGGCCCACAUUAAGACUCUGUACCUACUCUAGGCAAAGAACUGACACAUUUGUUUAUUAAUGUUGCUAUUACCAGUGUGGUAGAUACACAAAUUGCACUAUAUUCUUGUCCAGUAAAACACAUUUCUAAGCUUGUUUUGAAUUUAGAUUUCCUUAGUCAUUGUUUAAUCUCAGCAGUGGUUUCAGCCAUAGUUAAAACAGCCUUGCAGUUCUCAGAGUCUUAAAAGGUGGUCUGAAUUUAGAUUGGGUUUUAACAUUCGUAGUACCAUUUGAUAGACUGUUAUGCAGCUUACCUGUUUCACUUGUCAGCACACUUCCCUUUUCUUCUCUGUUAAGUAAAUGUUUGUGAUGAUUAUGUUUACAUCUCAAGAACCUAACACUCACUCCUGUCCGUAAGGUGGACAGUAGAAGCCUAUGUUGUCUGGGUAUGUAUUUGUACUGCACUUCAUGGAGUUCUGACUGUCAUCUGGAGACAGUGGCAAUAAGUAUUCUUUAGGUGAAUGGUGCCCACUCUAUGUUCCCUUAAUCCCAGUUGCAGUUUGUCAUUGCCUUGAAGGAGGAACAGUCAGUGUGGUGAAAAAAAUACCAUAGGAGCCAAAAAAGAGAAAAUAUUUGUAUCACGGUUCUUUGUUUUGUUUUCUCCUGAAUUGUCUCCUUACUCUUUUCUGAGAAAUGUCAUUUUUGUUUUCAUCCAGAUAAGCCUUAGUCUGCACAAAGUGCCUCUCUUUGAGUGACCUAGAGGCUGUGUGCAGCAGUUAAGUGGCUUAGGUUAAGUUAUACAAUUUACAUGUGGAACACUAAUAGAAGCAAACCAAUGUCUGUGAGAUACUAUUUAAUCAUCAGGUCAUAGCCAUAAUGAUUUAUUCUCUAUUGCUAUGUUACUGAUAGAGCCCCUUUUCUUGGAAAGAAUUGACUUCUAGGAGUGUGAAGAUAACCAUCUAGCCCAGCUAUGCUGUCUGCUUUUCUUCUCUACUGAUGGUCAGGUUUGAUUUGAGCCAUUAAUUAAGGGUGGAUAUAUAGAAGCAGGGCACUGGUAAUCUUGUGUGCUCAGAAUAGAAUGCUACUUAUGCAUUCGUCCUUUGUUCACAAACAAACCACUCCUCCAAAAAGCAGAGGUAUUCUGGCUUACCACUCACCUGCGGAUGAAGUUGUGACCUUUGCUGGCAUCAUGGUCUUCAUUCCAUGAAAUGGCCAGCUUAUUUAGAAUUGUAGCACAAAAUGACUCACUCAAUAUAGUAGUUACUGUUGACAGGGGAACAGCAAAUGUAUAUCUCACUGCAGAAAUAUGUCCUUUUACAAUUUGGCCAAGCAAAAUACAAUAUUCAUUCCCUUUUUUUAUUAGUAAUUCUGAAUUCACUAGUAAGCAGAUAUUUACUAGUCAUUCCUUGAAAUGUCUCAUUUCUUUCAGCCGCAUGGUAGUCUUGUCAAAAAGCAUCAAUGAAAAAGUAAUCCAGGGGGUUUGUAUCACACUUGGCUCCACAGAGUACCUCAUGUGCAUGUGUCAUGUAAACAAGUUAAGUAGUUAUUGGAGCAUUCUAAAGUGGUAAGAUGAGGCAAAACGAGGUUUCAUCCUCCAACUGCAAAGAGGACAGUACAUCUUUUUUUCAAGAGCACAUUACAUUUAUUAGUAAAAAAAGAACCACUUCAGCAAUAGUUACAUACUGAGUUAUGAAAGAUGAAGAAGCAGAAGAUGUGGUCCUUAAAAACACCAGGUUCUACCUUUAUAAAUCUUCAAAAAAGUAGCUAUUAAUUAUGCCUAAAAUAUAACUUUUUCUUAUCUAAACAUGCUCCCUUCCCACAUUUACUGGUAGUUGAUUUUAAGUAGGUGCUGUGUGUUGCUGGAAGAAUGCUCUGACUUUUUUUAUAAACGCAUAAAUGCUGUCCACUCUGGGAUUGAAGAGUGGUGGAUUUCCCUCCAUCUUAUAUAUACAACUAUCCAUGGAAUUGCAAAACCUUAGUGACUGCAUGGCAGAGGAAGGAAAUGCAGUGAAACACUCCAGAUAACUUGUUCCUGAGAUGGGCAGCAUAUAUUCCUCUGGUAUGUAAGCUGUUGCUCUCAGAGAGAACCAUCACAGUACCCACAGAAGCCUCUUCAGUGCUUCUGAAGCAGACUAACCUUUGUAGGUAUGUAGGAUUCAUAUCAGUCUUUGUUGUCUAUCUUGGUUGUCAUACUGAUUUAUGGUCCUUUUGUCCCUGUCUAAUGCUUUUAAGAUUUUUUUUCUGGUACUCCUGACUCUCAUCAUUUUAAACAGCACUUUGGAAACUUUGUGGUCAUCACAGGUCAUUUAAAGUUUAGAUUAUGUUGCGUAGUCAGUUUACUACUAGCAAAGUAAGAUGCUUAAAAUAAAAUGUUCACAACUGUUCAUUUCCUCAGAUCUGCAGAACAUUAAACAGAUGCAACCUUUUCAGCAUCUGUCUGAUUGUAGUGUCUGUUUUAAUAGGAAGAUGUAAGAACAUUCUUCCCUAGAAAAAAAAUGUCUCUUUGCCAUGGCUUUGCUGCAUUGUAAAGUGAGCUUCUUUACCUGUCUAGUUCAUGGAAUACAUAUUGAAUCUGGCUUAGACAGCUGUGAUCAUGCUUUCUAACAUGUUGGCCGCUGCUUCCUGUUGCAAACUUUCAGCUCAUCUUAUUGCUUCAUUUUUAUCUCUGUAGUGUUUUUACAGAGAUGAGGAGGCAACUAUCUAGGAAAAGUAUGGGACUCACUGGAUUUUCAUGUUCACAUGAAAAAACAUUGAAACAUUGUUUAUAUAUUUUUUUCUUUACAGUUGUUUCUAUUUGUUAUACCCUGAUCAGCCUGCAGUACCCCAAAACAAGUCCUGCAAUCAGGUGAAAUGUAAUUAAUGUAUUGCGUCAUUGAACAGUAUUCAUUGCCUUUAUGUUAAGAUUUUAAUAGUCUGAAAGCUAUGGUCAGGAAGUCAGCUACAUAUUUGCUACAUUCUUUUCAGACAAAAAGCACAGUAGCUCUUUAAGACAAAUGUUAUUUGCAUUCUUUUUGGAGAGUGGAACAUUCUAAAACUUAAUUCUGCAUUCACUGCAGUAUAUCCCUUUUUCUUUUCCAGGUGUCUAAAAUCUGGUUUAUUUUGUCUAGAUUCAUUCAGGAUGUUGUGGAAAUGUAUAUGUAUUAUCCAUGUAGUUCACUGAUUAGUAAGUGAAGUUUCACCUAGAGGCUCUGAGGAAAAGAACAUGGAUAUGCUGCAGUGUUGCUGAAGGAAUCUUUUGUCAUUCAGAGUCAUAUGGAAGAGAGAGAACUUGGAAUACAGCAGAUGAUUAUCAGUUCCCAAAAUGUCAACAAUCAGGUUUUAUUUUAAAGACAACGGCAAAAAAAAAAAAAAAAAGUCUU